Molecule: messenger RNA, 1932 nt
Organism: Botrytis cinerea B05.10
Lineage: Eukaryota; Fungi; Ascomycota; Leotiomycetes; Helotiales; Sclerotiniaceae
Exons: 7
Coding region: 81-1754 (557 amino acids)
Biological process (GO): transmembrane transport
Cellular component (GO): membrane
Molecular function (GO): transmembrane transporter activity
Source: RefSeq, a predicted model, not a curated record
GGACUUCUCCGUCUAUGUUUUCUAGAAUAGUACCAUCUCACAAUCAAAGAUUCGAACACAUUGUAAGUGAACAAUAAAAGAUGGAAAACAGUGUUUCCGAUACAGAUCCAAUACCACAAAUUUUAGAGAAAGUCUGUUUUGAUGCCAAUCUCGAAUCUCCUCCUAUAUCAGCUCUUGAAGAAACGAGAAGGGCCUCCAAUUAUCUAAAAGGAUGGCCUCUGCAUUUGCUCACCACAGCACUAAUGCUCGCUAUCUUUCUUCCUCAGGUUGAAGGAACAAUUGCAGCAACAGCUCUAAUAUCUAUCACGAAUGAUUUACGAGGUUUCAACGAAAGCAGCUGGAUUAUCACGGCAUACAUGCUCACAUAUACUUGUUUUCUUAUUAUCAGCGCAAAGCUUAGUGAUAUCUUUGGCCGAAAGUCCCUUUUACUAGUUUCAGUUGGAUUGUUUGUUAUAUUCUCAGCUGCAUGUGCUGGAGCACAGUCAAUGACUCAGUUGAUCAUACUUAGAGCCUUCCAAGGCAUUGGUGCAUCAGGAACCUAUGCUCUUGUUACUGUCAUCCUAUUCGAGCUUGUACCGUCGGAGAAAUAUGCUUCUUACACAAGUAUACUAGCUGCAAUCCUGGGGACCUCCCUCGUGAUAGGGCCGAUUCUCGGGGGUAUCAUUUGCAACUUUACGACUUGGAGGUGGAUCUUCAUUAUCAAUGUAAUUCUAGGCGCAAUUACGAUAGUACUCUUAUCCUUAGCUUUGCCCAAAAAUUAUCCUCACCACCAUCUCCCUGAGUCGAUGUACAAACCCAAGACAUUAAGCGAGAGCUUUUCUAGGCAACAAUUCGGGAGAGUGGACUUCAUAGGAACGGGCCUUCUCUUAUGUGCAGCAAUCCUCUUGAUCGUUGCACUCGAAGAAACCGGUAUCGACUAUAAAUGGAACUCUGGAUUCAUCAUUGCAAUGCUAACAAUUUCCAUCAUCUCGUGGAUUUCAUUUUUUGCAUGGUCAUGGAGAAUAACUUCAUGGGAUGGAACCCGCGAACCUAUAUUCCCGUGGAGAUUUUUAACGAGUCGAACUUGUGCUGGACUUUUUAUUAUUGUAUUCUUGACUGGAAUGCCACUUACUGUUGCGCUUGUCCAGCUGCCGUUGCGUUUUCAAGUGGUCAACGGGCUUUCCCAACUUAACGCUGGUGUACGUCUCUUGCCUUUUCUGGCUUUCACUCCUGUUGGAUCAAUGGUUACGGCUGGCGUGGAGGGAAAGUUCAAAGUCCCACCAUUGUACAUGUUUAUCGCGGCUUCGUGUCUCCAAAUCGCGGCGUUCACAUUACUCAGUUUCUCUCCUACCGAUAGCCACAUUAACCAUGCACAGUAUGGAUAUCAGGCAAUGGCUGCUAUUGCUAUCGGGAGUUCUCUAGCUAGUUUGACGGUGAUGGCCCCUUUCAUGGUGGAGGAACGAGAUAAAUCUGUUGCGAUGGCUGCCGUCCUCCAAUUUCGAACGAUGGGAGGUGCUAUUGGAUUGGCAAUUGUUACCACCGUGAUGAAUCGUUACAUCAAAACCCAUUUGUCGGAAAUUUUGACACCGAAUCAAGUACAUGAAAUAUUGCGGAGCACGGAAAGUCUGGCAUUGUUACCGCCCUCGGCACUUAGACCUGUGACAGAAACGUUUGCGAGAGGCUUCAAUUUACAAAUGCGAAUCUUGAUAGGGACAUCUGUAGCUCAGAUACCUUUUUCAAUGCUCGUUUGGCGGAAGAAACAGAUCGUUGUAUAGAUAUUUGUGUAGCAAGACUUUGAAGGAGCCAGACUAAAGAAUGAAACAAUUCAUUAAUAAGUAAUUUCUUUUGGGCUGUCUGGGGAAGGUUGAAAGCAGAUGAGAACCCUAAUGUUAAUUCUAUACAAGCUCACCACCUUUCGACUCCAGGCGGGCGAUCCAAUCAAAGCGAGCGCCA